Messenger RNA from Acanthochromis polyacanthus (spiny chromis), 1535 nucleotides. RefSeq lists its product as uncharacterized. Lineage: Eukaryota; Metazoa; Chordata; Actinopteri; Pomacentridae. The record is from RefSeq and is a predicted model, not a curated record. The transcript is spliced from 11 exons. Bases 67 to 1212 code for a protein of 381 amino acids.
UAUUACUCAGUCGACGACUGGUCAUUGCAGACUUCUAUUUAAGUUCUGCUGCUUGCUGGAACAACAAUGGCAAACCCAACGGAUGAUAUUGUCCAUCCUCAGUCACAAAGUGGUGAGCAAGCACACAGCCAAGAGACGGGUGAUGAUGGCCUCUCCAACAUAAUGGAGCAUAACUUUUCUGAGAGUUACAGUGGUAAUGCUCUGUCUGUGGAGGAGAAAGGUUGGUGUGUGAGGCCCAUUCCGAAGGAGAAGCCAGACACCUCUGAAUUCCCACAGAUGGCUGAAAAAAUGCCACUCCCUUCUGUGUUCGGGCCUGAGUCGCAGUCUGUACCUGCUGAGAUGGGGGUUGUACAACUGGGUGGUUUAGCUGUGGUAAAAGAAAACAACCUUAAACCACAGUCUCCACUAAAAGGCCAGUUAGACAACCGAAAGGAAGAAGAAGAAGCAGUUCAGGCUUUACCCGGAAGAAGAGCCAUUACAGGGGCAGAUCAUAAUGGGGUAGGAGGAGAGAGCUGCAUCAUGGAUCCCAAGAUGGACACCGGAAAAAACCCAGCAAAGCGUGCACCAAAGGUUCCUAAAGGAGGGAGAAAAAGAAACCGCUGUAAGAAGAGAGCUCCUGGAAACAAGUGGAAAUUGUCUCAUCUGGUAUUUCUACUGUCUCAACUGGUAUUUCUACUUGCACUUCCUGUCUGUGAGGGUUCCCUUGUACCUACUAAAUCUCCAGCAGACAGAAACACUACGUGUUUCACGUGCAACGACUAUGACAAAUGCCAAAACCUGGACACAAUAUUUGGCCCUGAUGACACACGGCUGUACGAGAAAAGCUCCAAUGUCUCAACUGAAGAGUGCUCCAAAAUUCCACCUACUCCUAAGGAUGCUUCCACUUGCAUUGUGUGCAAGGCCCAAUCCACUGUCCUCAUUGGCUGCCCAGGGAACUUCCCUACAAUCGACGCAGAAAUGAACGGCGAUCAACUAAACAUCACGAAGGAGUGCACCCAGCUGCAGCCUGCUGGACCGGAAAACAUUGGAGCGGCUUCUAAUAACAGUCUUCAAAACGGUCCUAGCCGUAAGCGUUUUGGACUGAUUCCUGCUGUGGUUGGAGCAAUGAUCGUCUUCUUGAUCUUUUGUUGCUGGAAGUGCAACAGGGCUAAAAACGGUCAACAACAGACGACGGUGCCUGAUCGUGAUCAUCUUGACGGCAUGCCCACCUAAUCCAGCAUGUUACAUUUUGCUUUGCUACAGCCUAGUCUACAAGUCAAGAUUAUAUUCUUGCUUGAGUCAUGCUGAAUAUUUACUGCUGUUUAGUUUCUUAAUAAAGUACUUGGUCAGUAACUAAAAAUGUUUCCAAAAAUUUUUGUGACUCGUCACAACUGAGAAGCUGGACCUAUUUGGACUUUGUUCUUGAUAAUGAUAAUAAAUGACCAAACUAACAGCUAGUUAUUUCUCUGUCAGCCAGUUAAUUAAGUAUUUUACUCAUCAGCUUCCUGCUUGACAGCUUCCUGCUUAAAUGUGCAUCUGUUACAAUGAUUAAAAAA